Lotus japonicus is the source of this 1268-nucleotide messenger RNA. Its product is annotated as cytochrome b-c1 complex subunit Rieske-4, mitochondrial-like. Gene Ontology annotation, molecular function: 2 iron, 2 sulfur cluster binding; quinol-cytochrome-c reductase activity. The record is from RefSeq and is a predicted model, not a curated record. Gene Ontology annotation, biological process: mitochondrial electron transport, ubiquinol to cytochrome c. The transcript has 2 exons. Gene Ontology annotation, cellular component: membrane. Bases 173 to 967 code for a protein of 264 amino acids. NCBI's taxonomy places the organism in Eukaryota, Viridiplantae, Streptophyta, Magnoliopsida, Fabales, Fabaceae.
AUAUACAUAUUCCACUCCCUCUUCUCUCUUCAAAGUUUCCACCAUAUUCUCCCUAUUUCUCCUCUCGAAAAGCUGCAUCACAACAACAAAACACACCAUUCAUUCAUAUUUUCAGCUCCAUUUUUCUGCCAAAUAAAAAGAAAGAGAAGGGGGACAAAAAGGGCAAAACAAGAUGUUGAGGGUUGCUGCUAGGAGGCUUUCUUCUCUCUCCUCGUCUCCGUGGAGUCCCAGCCACGCCGCCGCCUCCGCCUGCCUCUCUCGUAACUCCGUCGUCGAUAGCCACAGAUCCGACCCAGGCUCUCAUUUCCUUCUUCCCUUCAGAGGUUUUGCUAAUGAAUCAGUGAUCGAUACAAGAGAAAACAGCAUAUUUCCUGAGAUUCCCGCAACCAUUGCUGCUGUCAAGAACCCUAGUGCUAAGAUUCUUUAUGAUGAGCACAACCAUGAACGAUUUCCCCCAGGUGACCCAAACAAGAAGGCAUUCGCCUACUUUGUCCUUACAGGUGGCAGGUUUGUUUAUGCCUCUCUGGUCCGUCUCCUUGUACUCAAGUUUGUGCUUAGCAUGUCUGCUAGUAAGGAUGUUCUUGCUCUUGCUUCGCUUGAGGUCGAUCUCUCCAGCAUUGAGCCCGGCACUACAGUGACUGUUAAGUGGCGUGGAAAGCCGGUAUUCAUCAGGCGGCGAACAGAGGAUGAUAUUAACCUGGCAAAUAGUGUUGAUGUUGGAUCCCUUCGUGAUCCACAACAGGAUUCCGAUAGAGUCAAGAACCCAGAAUGGCUCGUUGUGAUUGGGGUCUGCACACAUCUGGGUUGCAUUCCAUUGCCAAAUGCUGGUGACUAUGGUGGAUGGUUUUGCCCAUGCCACGGUUCCCAUUAUGAUAUUUCUGGCAGAAUUAGGAAAGGACCAGCACCAUACAAUCUGGAGGUUCCCACUUACACUUUCUUGGAGGAAAACAAGUUGUUAAUUGGUUGAAACUUGAAAAUGAUGGCUUUGUCCUGAUUACAAUUUUUUGUGAUGGUUUUGCAUCCUGGUGGGAUGAGUUUACAGUUUCUUUUUUAUUGCAUAAUGUUAAAAUGUACCUUUUGGGCGUUUUUUUUGACCUUUCAAGUCCUUGGGUACUGUCCAGGAAGUGGUUUUUGUAUGUCGGAAUUUGUAACUAUUACUGUUUGGCGCGACUUUUACCAAUAAUCGCCUUUCUUUUGCUUAGGUUUGAGCUGCUACUUGGUAGUUGGUACCCCAUCUGAAUGAAUUUCACUGGUGUUAUUGAGGGACU